UCGUCCACAUCUUGACAUUUAUUUGCGCUUGCGCAGUCCUGUGAGUCUGACCUUCAUUGAAGUAAUUAUGUUCGCCAGGACCAGCGCGUUGGUGUUCCUCCCACAAUGUGGGCAGGUCAGGAACAUGGUUACCUUGAAGGACAUCACCAUCCGUUUGAAGUCCAUCAAGAACAUCCAAAAGAUCACCAAGUCCAUGAAGAUGGUGGCCGCUGCUAAGUAUGCCCGCGCUGAGAGGCAGCUGAAGCCCGCCCGCGUCUAUGGAAGUGGUGCUGUGGCCCUGUACGAGAAGGCUGAGAUCAAGGCCCCGGAGGGAGUGGCCAACAAGCACCUCCUGAUCGGUGUGUCGUCUGACCGUGGUCUCUGUGGCGCCGUCCAUUCCAACGUGGCCAAGGCCAUCAAGGCCAAGAUUGCAAACCUCACCGGCGAGGGCAAGGAGGUGAUGGUAGUCAAUGUGGGGGACAAGCUGAGGAACAUCCUGCAAAGGACACAUGGCAAUUACCUGCUGCUCAGCUGCAAAGAGGUGGGCCGCAAGCCCCCCACCUUUACCGAUGCUUCCAUCGUCGCCACAGAGCUGCUCAACAUGGGCUACGAGUUUGACCAGGGUGCUGUCAUCUACAACAGAUUCAGGUCUGUGAUCUCCUACAAGACUGAUGAAAAGCCCAUCUUCUCCAUUGAUACUGUUGCUAAUUCAGAGAACAUGGGCAUCUAUGAUGACAUUGAUGCUGACGUGCUGAGGAACUACCAGGAGUUUGCCCUGGUCAACAUUAUCUACUUUGGCAUGAAGGAGUCCACAACCAGCGAGCAGAGUGCCAGGAUGACCGCUAUGGACAGCGCCAGCAAGAACGCCUCUGAGAUGAUUGACAAGCUGACCCUCACCUUCAACCGUACCAGGCAGGCUGUCAUCACCAAGGAGCUCAUUGAGAUCAUCUCUGGAGCUGCUGCCCUAUAAAUGGACGAGGUCCUCCUGCCAUCCAUCGCCAGUGGUUCUGGCAUACAUGCUUCUAAGUACUUCAACCGGCUGUCGUCGAGAGUUUAUGAACAUUUGUGCUUCUAUUUGUAAAAAAAUAUGGGGGAAAAAAUAAACCUCUUACAGAGAAACAUGUCCCCUUCAGAUGUCCUCCUAGUUCUACUCACAAUAAAUCCUACUUGUGACCAUGAAAAA
Messenger RNA from Salvelinus fontinalis (brook trout), 1162 nucleotides. Its product is annotated as ATP synthase subunit gamma, mitochondrial-like. The record is from RefSeq and is a predicted model, not a curated record. Gene Ontology annotation, biological process: proton motive force-driven ATP synthesis. Lineage: Eukaryota; Metazoa; Chordata; Actinopteri; Salmoniformes; Salmonidae. Gene Ontology annotation, molecular function: proton-transporting ATP synthase activity, rotational mechanism. The transcript is spliced from 9 exons. The coding region runs from base 68 to 949 and encodes 293 amino acids.